UUCAAUGUGCGGACUUGCGGUCACCGGGUCGAACCUGCCAUGGGACAUCUUAAGCUAGCCUGGCGUUGCUCAGGACAGAAUGUUUUGUUACCGCAACAAAAAUGACAUUUAAAUAUUUUUUGUUAUUAGAAAAUAUCGAUGUAUUGAUAUAUUGUUUACAUCCCUAAUCGGUGCUAUCUUGACACAUUUUAAAACCAUAUUUCGUAAGAGUAGUUUAUGGACUAAUCCUCUUGAUGUUCAGUAGCAAUAUAAACCACUAUAAUUUCUUAGCACAAUUUAAAGAUGGUCAAUUUGGAUCCGUUUACAAAGCAAAUUUCAGAAAUUCAAAUAGAAAUGUUGUUAUUGAAAAAAUAUUACUGGAUCAGAAAAUGGAAAAGUUUGAUUUUAUAUGUAAACAAGUAUUAAACAUUCGUCAGUUUAAACAUCGAAAUAUAAAUACUAUCAUCCACUGCUUUAUACAUAAGGAGUAUGCCUAUUUGAUUUUCCCAUACAUGUGCUUUGGAAACUGUCAAAUACUUCUUCAAAACGUUUUUACUACUGGAUUUCCCGAAACCUUGAUAGCACUUAUUGUUAAAGACAUAUUGUCAGCGCUAAUAUAUAUUCAUUCUCACAAUUUUGUACAUGGAGCAAUAAGGGCUAAAAUAAUUUUAUUAAAUUCUUUGAAAGCUUCGAUAUCCAACUUUGGUGAUUAUCAAACCUUUAUUAACCAUGGAAGAAAAUCACGAUUUCUAUAUGGAUCCACCAAAGGAAGAAAACAACAAUUAAACUGGACAGCUCCUGAAGUUUUGCAUCAAAGCCUUUGUGGGUACUCAGAAAAAAUAGACAUAUACUCACUUGGAAUCACUUGCUGCGAAAUGGCAAAUGGAUUCCAACCAUUUAAAGGCACUGAGCUUACAUAUAUGUAUAUAGAAAAAAUUCGUGGUAAUCUUCAUUUUCUAAUGGAUAAAAACAGUAUUAUGGAGGAACAAGGAUCGACCCUUUUUCAUUGCCAUAACAGAAAAAUUUCCCGUGAUUUAUUGGUGAAAAAAACUUUUUCAGACGAUUUCUACCAAUUUGUUGAGCUAUGUUUAACUAAAAGUCCAGUAUCUCGCUGGACUGCAUCAAAAUUAGUGACACACUCAUUUUUAAAGCAAUGCCGUAAUACUAGCAUUUCUGAAAAUUUGAAAGAUAUCAGUUGUGACUUCGCUACAUCUAAAAUUAAUAAAGAUAAAUCUGUGCGCACGAAUGACGUAACAACGAACAGAAGUUGUGAUGACAUUGAAUGGAGUUUUUAAUGUGUUGAAAUAAUCUUUACCUAAAGGCCCCUUAAUGCAAGGAUGUUACUAACACAAAUGCAGUUCUGAAAUGUCAAUAUAUAUUUUUCACACAAAUAGAUGUAAUUACCACAUUCUUCAGUAAAACUAAAAAUAAACUAUAAAUAUCAGAAUUAAUUGUAGAUUAUGUAUGUAAAACAAUAAUGAAAAGUAUCUUUUAUAAACCAAAUCUAAUAUACUCCUGUGUUUAUAAAAUAUCAAUAAAUAAAUAAUAAAGAUCAUAAA
Molecule: messenger RNA, 1538 nt
Organism: Drosophila kikkawai
Lineage: Eukaryota; Metazoa; Arthropoda; Insecta; Diptera; Drosophilidae
Gene: Stlk
Product: Ste20-like kinase
Biological process (GO): protein export from nucleus; protein phosphorylation; activation of protein kinase activity
Cellular component (GO): serine/threonine protein kinase complex
Molecular function (GO): protein serine/threonine kinase activator activity; protein kinase activity; ATP binding
Source: RefSeq, a predicted model, not a curated record